This is a messenger RNA of Lepus europaeus (European hare), 2194 nucleotides long. RefSeq names its product pescadillo ribosomal biogenesis factor 1 (gene PES1). Gene Ontology annotation, molecular function: RNA binding. Lineage: Eukaryota; Metazoa; Chordata; Mammalia; Lagomorpha; Leporidae. Gene Ontology annotation, biological process: maturation of LSU-rRNA from tricistronic rRNA transcript (SSU-rRNA, 5.8S rRNA, LSU-rRNA); ribosome biogenesis. Gene Ontology annotation, cellular component: nucleolus; PeBoW complex. The coding region runs from base 68 to 1849 and encodes 593 amino acids. The record is from RefSeq and is a predicted model, not a curated record. The transcript has 15 exons.
GCGCACGUGCGGAAGGAAGUGGCGCUGUCUAUCCGCGCGGCGCUGCUAGGCCCCUCAACGUGGAGCCAUGGGAGGCCUGGAGAAAAAGAAGUAUGAGCGAGGCUCCGCCACCAACUACAUCACCCGGAACAAAGCCCGGAAGAAGCUGCAGCUGAGCCUGGCUGACUUCAGGCGGCUCUGUAUCCUGAAGGGCAUCUAUCCGCACGAGCCCAAGCACAAGAAGAAGGUGAACAAGGGCUCCACGGCCGCGCGCACCUUCUACCUCCUCAAAGACAUCAAGUUCCUCCUCCACGAGCCCAUUGUCAACAAGUUCCGGGAGUACAAGGUGUUUGUCCGGAAGCUGCGGAAGGCCUACGGGAAGAGCGAGUGGAACACGGUAGAGCGCCUGAAAGACAACAAGCCCAACUACAAGCUGGACCACAUCGUCAAGGAGCGGUACCCCACGUUCAUCGACGCUCUGCGGGACCUGGACGACGCCUUGUCCAUGUGCUUCCUCUUCUCCACGUUCCCGCGGACGGGCAAGUGCCACGUGCAGACCAUUCAGCUCUGCCGCCGGCUCACCGUGGAGUUCCUGCACUACGUCAUCGCCGCCCGCGCCCUGCGCAAGGUCUUCCUGUCCAUCAAAGGCAUUUACUACCAGGCUGAGGUGCUGGGCCAGCCCAUCGUGUGGAUCACGCCCUACACCUUCUCCCACGACCACCCAACAGACGUGGACUACAGGGUCAUGGCCACCUUCACCGAGUUCUACACCACCCUGCUGGGCUUUGUCAACUUCCGCCUCUACCAGUCGCUCAACCUCCAGUACCCGCCCAAGCUCGAGGGUCAGGCCCACACAGACAGGAAGGUCAGCGAGGACGCCUACGCUCUGGACUCGGAGAGCUCGAUGGAGAAGCUGGCGGCCCUCAGCGCCAGCCUGGCCCGCGUGGUGGUACCUGCCAUGGAAGAGGAGGUCGAGGUGGAUGAGUUUCCGGCCGAUGGGGAGGUGGCGGCCCAGGAGCAGGACCGCAGGAAGGAGCUGGAGGCGCAGGAGAAGCACAAGAAGCUGUUUGAGGGCCUCAAGUUCUUCCUGAGCCGCGAGGUGCCCCGCGAGGCCUUGGCCUUCGUCAUCAGGAGUUUUGGGGGGGAUGUGUCCUGGGACAAGUCUUUGUGCAUUGGAGCCACCUAUGACGUCACAGACCCACACAUCACCCACCAGAUCGUCGACCGGCCUGGGCAGCAGACGCCCGUCAUCGGCAGGAGCUACGUGCAGCCCCAGUGGGUGUUUGACUGCGUGAACGCCCGGCUCCUGCUCCCCGUGGCAGAGUACUUCCCCGGGGUGCAGCUGCCCCCGCACCUCUCACCCUUCGUGUCCGAGAAGGAAGGCGACUACGUCCCACCCGAGAAGCUGAAGCUGCUGGCCCUGCAGCGGGGGGAGGAGCCAGGAGAUGUGAAAGAGUCGGAGGAGGAGGAGGAGGAGGAGGAGGAAGAGGAGGAGGAAGACGCCGAAGGUGGGGGUGAAGAGGAGGGAGAAGAUGGAGGCGAGGAGGAAGACGGGGAGGCUGGUUCGGAGGAGGAGGGAGAGGCCCGACUGGCAGCCCUGGAGGAGCAGAGGAUGGAAGGGAAGAAGCCCAGGGUGACGGCGGGCACCCUGAAGCUGGAGGACAAGCAGCGGCUGGCCCAGGAGGAGGAGAGCGAGGCCAAGCGCCUGGCCAUCAUGAUGAUGAGGAAGCGGGAGAAGUACCUGUACAACAAGAUCAUGUUUGGCAAGAGGCGCAAGAUCCGCGAGGCCAACAAGCUGGCGCAGAAGCGGAGAGCCCACGACGAGGCGCUGCGGUCAGAGAGGAAGGCCAAGAAGGCAAGGCCGGUGUGAGUGCCGCGGCCCCGCACGGCACAGGGCGGAGGCAGGCCCAGGACCUGAGCUUGGUGAUGGAGCAGAGGCGCUUGUUCUCAUGCCCCCUCCCCCGGCCGGCCCUGGCACCCUCGCGCUGCCUGGCCGGGCCCACGGGCAGCACCGGCCUCCCCUGGAGUUCCUGCCUGUGGCCAGGCCGAGAAGAGGACGCAGGGCCAGGGCCCCGCCAGCCCAUCCCCUGCUCCGCUCCUCGCUGGCUUCCCUCCCCUCUUGCUCGUUUGGACCCCUGAUUCUCAGGGUGCUGUGAUGGGGCGGAGGGCAGGGGAGCAUCUGUUAUUAAAUGGCUGUCUGGCGCAGCCACCUGGA